AUGCCCGAGGGGCCGUCCGUGCGGCGGUAUCACGCUCUGGUCGCCCCCUUUGUGGGGCAGCAGGUGGUCAGGACCGGGGGCAGCAGUAAGAAGCUUGACCCUGCCGGCUUCCAGUCCCUGUGGCUCCAGGACACCCAGGUCCACGGGAAGAAAUUAUUCCUUAGGUUUGAUCCAGAUGAAGGAACGGGGUCCCCUGGGGGCCGCCCACUGCCCACGCCUCCCCCCGGGAGGGCAAGGGAGGUGGGGCCCGGUGGCCAGCAAGUCUCUGCCCAGCGCGCCUUGACCCCGCCGCCGCUCAGCCCCCCGGGAGACGCUGGAGCCCAGAGCCCGGGGGGAGCCGCCCCCGCGGGGGACGCUGGGCGCUGGCUGCAGGUCGCCUUCGGCCUGUUCGGCAGCGUCCGGGUGAGCGAGUUCUCCAGGGCCAGGAGAGCCAACAGGAGGGGCGACUGGACGGACCCGGUGCCCAGGCUGGUCCUGCACCUUGGGGGUGGCGGCUUCCUGGCGUUCUAUAACUGCCGGCUGUGCUGGUGCGGCGCCCCGCUGGCCCGCCCCUGCGCCGACAUCCUGUCCGCGGACUUCCACCGAGGACGGGCCCUGGCGGCGCUGGGCCAGGCGCGGCCCGUCUGCCACACGCUGUUGGACCAGAGGCACUUCGCGGGCGCAGGGAACAUCAUUAAGAACGAGGCCCUGUACAGGGCUGGCGUCCACCCUCUUGCCCUGGGCUCGCUCCUCCAGCCUCUGCAGCGCCAGGCGCUGCUGGACCACGUGCUGCGCUUCAGCGCCGACUGGCUGCAGGGCAAGUGCCAGGGCCGGAGGCAGCCCACGCAGGUCUACCAGAAAGAGCAGUGCCCCGGGGGGCACCGGGUCUGCAAGGGGGCCUUCGGGCCGCCCGGGGGCCUCCAGAGGCUGACCUGGUGGUGCCCCCAGUGCCAGCCCCACGUGCCCGCCCAGCAGCCCGAGGCCCUCGGGCCCCCCGCACCACCCCCGGCCCCGGGGGUCCGUGGUGGCGUUGGGGCAGGGGGCCUGUGCGAGGUUGACCUUCGUGGUCAGAGCGGCCGCACCAGCGACUCCUGUGACCUGGUCAGCGCCUUGAACCAGGUCAAGAGUUUUCUUCAGGGCAUCGUGGGUGGCCUGCCUGCCACCUUCGGGAACGGGAGGCGGAGCCUGGACAGGCCCGGGCAGCCUUGA
This is a messenger RNA of Condylura cristata (star-nosed mole), 1188 nucleotides long. It is a transcript of the gene NEIL2, whose product is annotated as nei endonuclease VIII-like 2 (E. coli). Bases 1 to 1188 code for a protein of 395 amino acids. Gene Ontology annotation, biological process: base-excision repair. Gene Ontology annotation, cellular component: nucleus. The transcript is spliced from 5 exons. The record is from RefSeq and is a predicted model, not a curated record. Gene Ontology annotation, molecular function: DNA N-glycosylase activity; DNA-(apurinic or apyrimidinic site) endonuclease activity; damaged DNA binding. NCBI's taxonomy places the organism in Eukaryota, Metazoa, Chordata, Mammalia, Eulipotyphla, Talpidae.